AUGCAUACAUCAAACGGACUUCAAGUCAUUUUCGGGGCGGCUGGCAUUGGUCCCGAGGCAUUCCGUGAUGUUGCGAGAGAACAGCUGGAUGUUCUGUUGGACGAAGAUAUCACGGCGCUGGAUACUUCUGAGAUGUACGCAGGGUGUGAGGAUGAGCUUGCAUAUUUACAGGCUACAAAGAAAUUCGAGAUUCAUGCCAAGGUCGCUGGAGGUGCCAGUCCUGGAAGACAGCAUGAUGCAAUUAUCGAAGCUGGCCAAGAACGCCUUCGAAAGCUGAACGUGGACCAAGUCGAAAUCUUCUAUCUUCAUGCGCCUGACAAUUCGGUGCCUGUGUCUGACCAAGUCAAAGCAUACGAUGCCUUGUACAAGCAGGGCGCCUUCAAGCAUCUCGGUCUCUGCAAUUUCACACCCGAGGAGUUGGAAGCGUUUUACAACGCUGCCAAGUCGAACAAUUGUGUCCUUCCAACCGUCUACCAAGGCUCGUACAGUGCCGUUAGUCGUGUUGCCGAGAGGGAGCUCAUUCCCCUACUUCGCAAGUUGGGAAUCCGCUACGUUGCAUAUGGGCCGAUCAGUGGCGGCCUGCUUGCAAAGUCUAGAGAGGAGCUUCUCAGGGGGACCGGGCGGUUUGACCCCAAUAAUUUCGUUGGGACGGUCUAUAAUGCCCUCUUCAACAAACCUUCGUACCUAAAAGCCCUGGAUGCGUGGGGCGAAAUUGCUGAGCAGGCGGCAAUUUCGAGGGUUGAACUGGCAUAUCGAUGGACCAUUUUCCACUCUGAACUUAGUGGUGAGCAUGGCGAUGGGAUCAUCUUCAGCGCGAGCAGUGUUGCUCAGUUGAAGAACACCAUUAAGUUCUUCAAGGGAGGACCACUUGAAAACGACAUCGUCAAGCGGGCUGAUGCCGUUUGGAAGAUUGUAGAGCCCGAGGCCGCUCUGGACAACUGGCAUGGAUAUUUGAAGGGGCUAUUCUAA
Clonostachys solani is the source of this 969-nucleotide messenger RNA. NCBI's taxonomy places the organism in Eukaryota, Fungi, Ascomycota, Sordariomycetes, Hypocreales, Bionectriaceae. The record is from the annotation of a GenBank genome assembly.